UUUGUUGAACUUUCCAUGUGUGUUGAUCUGGUUUUGUUUUUUGUUUUUUUGUUUUGUUUUGUUUUUUCUUUGAAAAAAUCCCAUAAUUUUGAUCGUACAAUAGAAAUGAGCCUUUUGAAUAUUGCAGCCAUUUUAUCAACAAUGACCGCAUCAUCAUCAUCAUCUAUACAACAAUCUCAACAUUUAAUAUCCAAUAUGAAUCAUCAUAAUCAUAACGACUUGGUCGAUGAUUUAAUUGGUCUGAAUUUUCGGCCAAAUUUUCAUCAUUAUUCUGGUUUCUUAUCUGCAUUGAAUGAUGUUUAUUUACAUUAUUGGUUUUUUGAAAGUCAACAAAAUCCUUUGAAUGAUCCAUUAGUAUUAUGGUUAAAUGGUGGUCCUGGUUGCAGUUCAUUAGUCGGUGCAUUGGCCGAAAAUGGUCCAUUUCGUAUUAAUUCCAAUCUAACCGUUGAUUAUAAUCCACAUACAUGGAAUACAAAUGUUAAUAUGCUUUAUAUUGAAACACCAGCACAGGUUGGUUUCUCAUAUAAAUUGGAUCAAAAUUAUCAAACAAAUGAUAAUGAAACUGCUCAUAUGAAUCUGGCAGCAUUGAAAAGUUUUUAUCGAAAAUUUCCAAAUUUCAUUCAAAAUGAUUUUUAUAUUACCGGUGAAAGUUAUGCUGGCAUAUUCAUACCAAUGUUGGCCACAUUAAUACUUGAUGAUCAUUAUCCACCAAAUUUGAAAGGAUUUGCAUUAGGAAAUCCAUUAUUGGAUCAAAAUAUUAAUAUAAAUUCACAAUAUUUUUAUCUUUAUUCACAUGGAAUUAUUGAUGAAAAAAUUUGGCUCAAAUUGUUACAAUUUUGUCGUUGUGAUCAUCAUCAUCGUAAUAUAAAAAACAACCAUCAUCAUCAUCAUCAUCAUCAUCAUCUGUACGAAAUUGUAAUUUCAUCACGAAUAAAUCACCAUUAUGUCAACAAGCAAUCAAUCUACGAUAUUUAUAUGAAUUCAUUUGAUUUAAAUCUUUAUAAUAUAAAUAGUGAUUGUAAACAGGAAUCAAUACAUGAUGAAUUAUUAUUGAAAAAUUGGAAAGAAUCAUCAGAAAAAUUGAAUAAAUUAAUGAUAUCAUUACCAUGUGCAAUGGAUGAACAUGCAUUGACACAUUGGUUGAAUAAAAAAUCGGUUAAAAAAUCAUUACAUGUACCAUCGAAAUUUCAUUGGUCAUUCUGUAAUAAAGUUGAUUAUGAUCGUAAUGAAACAAAAUCUGUACGAACCGAAAUCGAACGUUUAAUUGAUUCCGGUAUAAAUGGUUUAUUAUAUGCUGGUGAUUUGGAUGUUGUUUGUAAUUUUCUUGGCAUACAAUGGUUUGUCGAUGAUUUAUUAUUAAAAGAAUCUAUUGAUGAUAAUAAUAAACUACGGCCAAUGAUAAAUCAUACUUAUUGGAAAUAUAAUGGACAGAUUGGUGGAUUUUAUAAACACUAUACAACGGAUGGUGGCAGUAAUUUAACAUUUGCAACAAUACGUGGUGCUGGCCAUUCAACCGCCGUGGAUAAACCAGCUGAAACGAAAUAUUUAUUUUAUAAAUUUUUAAAUCAAAAAAAUUCGGACAAAUUUUUUUGAUAUUUUUGUUGUUGUUGUUG
Messenger RNA from Dermatophagoides farinae (American house dust mite), 1613 nucleotides. RefSeq names its product lysosomal protective protein-like. NCBI's taxonomy places the organism in Eukaryota, Metazoa, Arthropoda, Arachnida, Sarcoptiformes, Pyroglyphidae. The record is from RefSeq and is a predicted model, not a curated record. Gene Ontology annotation, molecular function: serine-type carboxypeptidase activity. Gene Ontology annotation, biological process: proteolysis.